This is a messenger RNA of Ictalurus furcatus (blue catfish), 3557 nucleotides long. RefSeq names its product IMP (inosine 5'-monophosphate) dehydrogenase 1a (gene impdh1a). Gene Ontology annotation, cellular component: cytoplasm. Lineage: Eukaryota; Metazoa; Chordata; Actinopteri; Siluriformes; Ictaluridae. Gene Ontology annotation, molecular function: IMP dehydrogenase activity. The record is from RefSeq and is a predicted model, not a curated record. Gene Ontology annotation, biological process: GTP biosynthetic process. The transcript is spliced from 17 exons. Bases 229 to 1932 code for a protein of 567 amino acids.
AGUUAUGAGCGCUACACCGACGGGGAACGGGAGAGCUACCAAAUCGACUACCGCCGCAUUGUAGGAGACACAGAGCCAGCCAGGCCAUGGCUCUCCCCACGAGACUCGGAGCACCACUUUCACGGCCCAUUCAGCCACAACACACCACAUGGCCACGGGCAUGGGCAUGAGACAGCAGCCCAGCGCUACAGUGCCACCCGCAUCCAGGCUGGGUACGAGCCAGAGAGUAUGGCUGAUUACCUGAUCAGUGGAGGGACCGGCUACGUACCAGAAGAUGGACUCACUGCCCAACAGCUCUUUUCUAUAGGAGACGGCCUCACGUACAAUGAUUUCCUCAUCCUGCCUGGUUUCAUCGACUUCACCUCGGAUGAAGUGGAUCUGACCUCAGCCCUGACCCGGAAGAUAACCCUGAAGACGCCGCUUAUUUCAUCUCCCAUGGACACUGUGACCGAGUCAUCCAUGGCCAUUGCUAUGGCUCUCAUGGGUGGAAUUGGCAUCAUCCAUCACAACUGCACACCGGAGUUCCAAGCAAAUGAAGUUCGGAAAGUUAAGAAAUUUGAGCAGGGCUUUAUCACAGAUCCAGUGGUGAUGAGCCCUCGGCACACGGUUGGCGACGUGUUCGAGGCUAAGGUACGGCACGGCUUCUCCGGCAUCCCUGUUACCGAAACUGGUAAAAUGGGCAGCAAGCUGGUGGGAAUCGUCACGUCACGGGACAUUGACUUCCUGUCAGAGAAAGACUAUGACAGGCCAUUGGAGGAGGCGAUGACUAAGCGAGAUGAUUUAGUGGUUGCGCCAGCAGGGGUUACUCUAAAAGAGGCUAACGACAUACUGCAGCGCAGCAAGAAAGGUAAACUGCCCAUAGUGAAUGACAGCGAUGAACUGGUGGCAAUAAUUGCUCGCACCGAUCUGAAGAAAAACAGAGAGUACCCUCUGGCCUCUAAAGACUCACGUAAACAGCUGCUCUGUGGUGCCGCCAUCGGCACGCGCGAGGACGACAAAUAUAGACUGGACCUGCUCAUGCAGGCUGGAGUGGAUGUGGUGGUGCUGGUACGUCUCUUAGAGGGGGAGGACUCAUCUCAGGGAAACUCAGUGUUUCAGAUCAGCAUGAUCAACUACAUUAAACAGAAGUACCCUGAACUACAGGUGGUGGGAGGAAACGUUGUGACCGCUGCACAGGCGAAGAAUCUGAUCGACGCAGGCGUGGAUGCUCUCCGAGUGGGCAUGGGCUGUGGCUCCAUCUGCAUCACGCAGGAAGUGAUGGCGUGUGGGAGACCCCAAGGCACGUCUGUGUAUAAAGUGGCGGAGUACGCCCGCCGUUUCGGAGUGCCCGUGAUCGCAGAUGGUGGCAUUCAGACAGUUGGACAUGUAGUGAAGGCUCUCGCCUUGGGAGCGUCCACAGUGAUGAUGGGCUCCUUGCUCGCCGCAACCACAGAAGCUCCCGGUGAGUAUUUUUUCUCAGAUGGCGUAAGAUUGAAGAAGUACCGUGGUAUGGGCUCUUUGGAUGCCAUGGAGAAAAACAGCGGCAGCCAAAAACGCUAUUUCAGUGAGGGUGAUAAGGUGAAGGUAGCUCAGGGUGUAUCAGGAUCAGUUCAGGAUAAAGGCUCCAUCCAUAAGUUUGUGCCGUACCUCAUUGCUGGAAUCCAACAUGGCUGCCAGGAUAUUGGUGCAAAGAGCUUGUCCAUCCUACGCUCUAUGAUGUACUCUGGAGAGCUGAAGUUUGAGAAGAGGACCAUGUCUGCUCAGGUGGAGGGCGGCGUCCAUGGCCUUCACUCAUAUACUUUUGUGCCAUAUUGCAGUUUUCAGCCCCUGAUAAAGAGGAGAGUGAGUUGUGAGAGGCUCCUCGCUAAUCACUUGAGCACAGUUACGAGAAGCGAUUAUACUGAGGGUGGCAGCAGAGGCCAUACGACCCUAGCUGUGACCAAACACGACUGAUUCAUCAGAGCUCUCUUACAUUCCUCCUCUCCUCCCUUCUUCCUCCUGGUCAUCCUCCUCUGAAGAAACGGUGGUGUGUAUUUCCCGACCAGGUGUGUUCAGCAGCAGACGUGCAGGUAUCCUGCACUCUACCUUCGUAACACAGACAUGGACAUUGCUGUGCACUGUCGUGUGAAAACAACUGGCGCUUUAGUUUUUUUUUAUUAUUUUAUUUUAUUUGAUUUGUGUGUCUUUUUGUUUCUGUUUUCUCCGUAUAUGACAAUCCUCCCUCUUAUGUCCUAUGUAUCUUUGCCCUCACAGAAUAGUGUAACUCUCACUGCUUUUCAACUCGUGGUCAAUGUAACCAAAAUUCUUCUUGUUACAUGUCUUCUCUGUGGGCCUAGCAAUAAGCUUUAAUACUGUGCACCCGGCUGGUGUUUUGGUCACUUAUAAGGGUACAGGGCGUAAAACGAGAAUGGCAAAUGGAAGAUAAUGAGAUUUAUAUAUGAAGUACACAUUUCAAAAACCUGAUUCGGUAUGCUUUUUAGGUUCUCCAGUUAGCAGGCUUAGACUAUGGAACCAGAAGCUAAGGGGAUAGCCUUAAGUUAAAAUCAGAGAUCCUUUCCACCUGCACGCCUUACAAAUGAAAGCUAAGUGUAGUGUUACCAUGCUACACCAGAGAUACUCUGUGAUUGGAAUUAAUUUUAGCAUUUUUAAUUCAAUAUCUACACACACCUUCUUGGCCAAAUGAAAUAUCACAUAUGGAUACGAUACAAUAGUGAUAAACAAGCAGAUUUACUCAGUGGUUGCAGUUAUGAUAGAAGUGUUCAAACUUUCCAGUGUGAGUGACUUUGAUCUGAGUAGAGCAACAUUUUUGUCUUCUGUGUGUUGAAGUUUGUGACAUAAUGCUAUAUCACUGCACAGUUUCCAUUUCCUGGAAGAGUCCCAGCUCCUUUGGGGGUUUGGAUAAUAAUGUAAGACAAAAUGUUCCUUGUGUACAUUUACACUAUACAAGUGUAAUACCAAACGUGAUUAUGUGUAUGCUAUACAGUGAAUAUUAGACUUAAUUCAUUCGCAGGAAAAAUUUCAUGUAUGAAGGUGUCACCUCCGUUUGUGUGGAUGUGUUGUCUUUUUGCCUGAGUCAUUGUUUGAAUUUAGAGUGUAUAAAAUAGGUUUGCUUUACAACAGGUCCUCUUAUUUUGUCUGCGAUUGCUGGCAAGUCAGGCAGUUCCCUAAAUUUGUACAGUCUUUUGGACAAAAGAAACUGCUCAAAGAGAUCUAUUUUAUUAUAGUCCUUUAUUAUGUUCAAUGUUACUAUCUUAUUUUUGACAAUACUCUUCUUUAAAGCAUCUCACUAAAGUGAGGACCUGAAGAUCUCGCGUAGACUGAACGGGUGACUACAGGACCACAGCAUGAUGUCGGAGCAUCUCAAACAGUUACAUUUCUGUGCUAUAGCUACAUGAAGCACAAUUAGAGCUUAAAACGGUUCAGUUUUGUGGUGUAUGACCUCUAGGCAGAGGUAAUGAAAACUGAUUUUGACUAGCUUUUGCUGCUCAUGUAUUACUCUUGUACAGGAGUACUGCCCAAAGCUGUGCACUCAGCCAUGAUGUGCAAAAGGGUCACAUUUAAUAAAGAUGGUUAUGAUC